AUGAUUCAUAACGCUUGCCCUCAACCUACUAGAAUAUUUCGUCUUGGAAAGUAUAAAUCGGAGAAAAAUCGUGCAAUAAAAGUAUGUUUCCCAUCUGAAGACACAGCAAAAAACAUACUACGUAAUAGGAAUAAGAUUGACAAGGAACAUAUCAAGAUAUAUUCGGAUCAAACUCCAUACCAACGGAAAUACCUUCAAAAUUUAAAAGAAGAGCUACAGCAACGUACCUCAAAUGGAGAAAGCGGUCUUAACAUCAAAUAUAUCAAGGGCACCCCCAAAAUAGUUACAUCUAGGGAAACGCAAGAAACAACAACAAAGGAAACUCCAAAAAACUGA
Molecule: messenger RNA, 336 nt
Organism: Pieris macdunnoughi
Lineage: Eukaryota; Metazoa; Arthropoda; Insecta; Lepidoptera; Pieridae
Source: the annotation of a GenBank genome assembly